Molecule: messenger RNA, 3128 nt
Organism: Osmerus eperlanus (European smelt)
Lineage: Eukaryota; Metazoa; Chordata; Actinopteri; Osmeriformes; Osmeridae
Gene: syn1
Product: synapsin I
Exons: 14
Coding region: 537-2555 (672 amino acids)
Biological process (GO): neurotransmitter secretion
Cellular component (GO): synaptic vesicle membrane; synaptic vesicle
Molecular function (GO): ATP binding
Source: RefSeq, a predicted model, not a curated record
ACGCUACGUCCUAACCUGGUCCUCUCCCCCAGCUUCCCCUGGGAUGAAAGGGAGUGACGCAGAACCGAUAGAAAAACUGUCUUGAACGCCAACAUAGGUAGGGGGUGAUGCUCCAACCAUACGCUACCCUAGUUCCCCAGAUUCAAGACAGACACACGGCCUGCCUAGUCUGAGGGCGACAGAGACAGAAAACUGGUUUAGUUUAGCCUCACUUUCCUCUCGACUUUCAUCUUAUCAGCUGACGUCAGGAGCAAUAAUUCUACGGAUAUUCUACAGAUUUGAAUCAAUUUGGACAAGUGAAUGAGCACAUGACUAAGCAGUCACGAAUCUUCAAGCACCUGACAAGGCGACUUCAAAGAAACUGAUAUUUUUACUCCCUUGAAUACUGAAAGGAUCAUUUGUUUUGACAUUUAAUAUUUUUCUUCUCAAAUGGCAAAUUAGCCUAGGCUAUACUGUCAAACUGAAAACCGGUCAAUAGUGCAUUUGCACCGAAGGAUAUAUUUGACAUCUUUACGGUCACAUUUCUCAUCUUCAUCAUGAAUUAUCUGCGUCGCCGACUGUCGGACAGCAAUUUUAUGUCCAAUCUUCCCAACGGGUAUAUGACUGACCUACAACGCCCCGACCCGCCGCAGCAGACAAGCCCUGCAGUGUCGCCAGGGCCAUCAGAGAGGCGUCAAUCCACCAGCCAGCCGUCUGGCGGUGCAGGCUUUUUCUCCUCCAUAUCCAACGCUGUCAAACAAACCACUGCCGCGGCAGCUGCGACGUUCAACGAAGCCACGGACAGAGCUGCGACUGGGGCCAAGAUACUGCUGGUUAUCGAUGACCAACAAACCGACUGGGUGAAAGUCUUCAAAGGUAAAAAAGUCCAUGGUGAAUAUGAUAUCAGAGUGGAACAUGCUGACUUUGCAGAGAUCAAUCUGCUGGCUCACGCCACAGGGACCUUCAGUGUGGACAUAGAAGCAAUAAGGAAUGGAAACAAGAUCACCAAGUGUUUCAAGCCAGACUUUGUUCUGGUCAGGCAGCACGCGUUCAGCAUGGCCAAAAAUGGAGAUUUCCGAAACAUAGUGAUUGGCUUGCAGUAUGCUGGUCUGCCUAGUGUUAACUCUUUGCACUCUGUGUACAACUUUUGUGACAAGCCAUGGGUGUUCGCUCAGAUGUCCAGAUUGUACAAGCAACUUGGUCCACAGGAGUUCCCACUGAUAGACCAGGUGUACUAUCCCAACCACAAGGAAAUGAUCACCACCCCUGGUUUCCCUGUGGUCGUGAAGAUGGGACAUGCCCACUCAGGGAUGGGAAAGGUGAAAGUAGACAAUCAAUACGACUUUCAAGAUAUUGCAAGUGUUGUUGCCUUGACAAAAACCUACGCCACAUCCGAACCUUUCAUCGAUGCAAAAUAUGAUGUCCGUAUCCAGAAGAUAGGGAGCAAUUACAAAGCGUACAUGAGGACAUCCAUUUCUGGGAACUGGAAAACCAACACAGGUUCUGCCAUGCUGGAGCAGGUGGCCAUGUCUGAGAGGUACCAGAUGUGGGUGGACUCGUGCUCCGAGGUGUUUGGAGGUCUCGACAUGUGCGCUGUGGAGGCCUUGCAUGGGAAAGACGGGAGGGAUCACAUCAUCGAGGUGGUUGGCUGCUCCAUGCCUCUGAUAGGAGACCAGCAGGACGAUGACAGGGCUCUCAUCGCUGACCUGGUGGUCUCCAAGAUGAACCAGACCAUCCCUCACACCGCAAGCCCCUCCCUUACCCGAGCCACCUCAGGCCAGACGACACAGAAAGCUCCAUCUCCUCAGCCCAUCUCCCAGCCAAUAGUCCCACAAGCUCAACAGCGCCCCCCACCCCAAGGUGGCCCCCAGCAGGCAGCUGCUGGUACUGCAGCUCCUCGCCAGGGUGCUCCCCCCCAGCAGCGUCCCUCUCCCCAAGGCCAGCCCCCGGUCCAGGCCCCAGUCACCAGCCCCGGCAGCCAGCCCCCUCCGGCCCAGCCUCAGCAGGCCAGGCAGGCUAACCCGGCGCCCGGGGCCCAGCAGCGGGUUCCUCCAGGCCAGACGGCUGCUCAAGGUCAGAGACCCCCCCCAGCCCAGGGCUCUCCCCAGCGUACCCCUCCCCAGGCCCAGAGGCCUCCACAGCAGACUGGGGCCCAGCAGCAGAAGCCCCCUCCUGUAGGUCCGGGUCAAAACCAGAAGGCCCCCGGGGGUCAGAGGCCCCCCCAACAGAGGCCUGGUCCUCCGCCAAGGCAGCAGUCACAGGGGGCCAGCCAGCAACAGAGGCCCCCUGGCCCACGGCCAGCGGGGGCCACCACCCAGCAGCCUCGCCCGGCUGGUCAGGGCCAGGGAGGCCCUGGAGGGGCCAGGCCCCCCCUGCAGCAGAAGCCCCAGCCCCCCCAAAAGCCCUCCCAAGACAGCCCGUCUACCGGUGGCUCUCCCCAGCUGAACAAAUCCCAGUCUCUUACCAAUGCCUUCAACAUUCCAGAAACGUCAUCGGACAGCCUUAGGCAGGACGAGGCGAAGGCUGAGACCAUACGCAACCUGCGCAAAUCAUUUGCCAGUCUCUUCUCAGACUGAGAAGGCGUAUCCCCCCCCCCUUCCCAACCAGACAGAAUGACAGACAGACAGACUGAAGGACAGACCCCGCCCCUUUUUCCUCAAUGCACAACGGACCAACGGAAUGACAUCACAUCCCUCUCAUGGACUUUCAUGUAUUCUGGAAAAAAAAUCCUCCUGUGAUAUAAUCUACUGCCUGUACAAGUUCAAAACACUGCAGACACCACAAGUGUCUAUCCCAAACAUUCCCUGACAGCUUUUCAAGAUGAAGUUUUUCACAAACAAACUCACCCAUAGAGAAGCACAGACAAAAACAUUCCUAAUUCAUCGUUCUGUGGUGGAAUUGUAUGUAAAGAAAAUCUUUAAAUCACAUUGGUCCGUUUAAUAGUUUGUGUCAUUAUACAUGUGACAUUUAUGGACUUCAUGAUAAAACACUACAGUGAAAGAUAACAGUGUAUGGAUGUUUUGACAUUUGGACCUCAUCAAUCAUUCGAAAUUGUAGUAUUUACAAAGUUUAUGGGCAGUCUGUAAAAAAAAACUUGAACCUUAUGCUGUUUCUACUUAUCUGUUCAUCUUUCACAGUAAAAUCAGUGU